GAAAAAAAACACUAAAACGGAAACCCCUUUGUCUUUUUGCUGUCCAAUCAAAGCUCCAGUUUUGCGCAUGUGCAAUAUGAGCAUACUUAUAUACCUCUUCUGGCGGCCUUUUUCAGUUGAGGGAAUUCCAUGCCGACUGUUGGACCUCACUCAAUUUCAGUAUCCUACUACAUCACUAUCUUUUCUGUGUUAUUAAAUCUCAGAAAAUAAAAAAAUGGACCCUAACCAGGAUCAACCCUUGAAGAUCACAAAUAAUGGACAAAUGAAUGAAGUUGUCACGAACGGAGAAAAUGUUGCAGAGGAGACCUCAGGGUGCAGGCCGGCUCCCGCCCAAAGUCAGGAGGCAUCGGCUCCAGUCCCUCACCACCCUGUGCGUGAACAGGAUGCAGCGGUACAUGUAACCCAUUCUUUAAAGUGGCAAUGGAACAAGAACAGCUACACCAUUACCUGCAAUAAUGCAAGAGGGGUCGAGAGCGCGCUGAAGAAAAGUUCACAGUACAAGGAAAUUGCAAAAAAGAAUAAAAACAAAGAGCUUGUUAUUAUGAGAGCUGGAAAGGCUAUCAGUUCACACUUUCCAUGCAGCUUAGUUAAAAAUGAGCAGCUGACUUUAAAGUAUUUCAAAGCUGCAAACACACCAAGGCAACUGGCUGGUGGUAUUGAUCAUUGCCAGAGAAAGAGGCCAUCUAGUGACCUGGUAAUGUUUCAUUUACUGACAAAGGGAGGCUCAAGUGUACGGAGAAUCAUGAGAAACUCGGAGCUAGAAAAAAAAAACAUUGAUAGGAUAACUAUUUAUGCAUACAAAGGUGAAAAAGUGAAAUAUGCUCUGAAAAGAGAUGGCCGUUUAAUGGAUAUCGUAUUCAAAAAGAACUGUGCACUCUCCAACACAAACACCGAAGAAACCACUGAAAUGUCCGAUCUCGUUCACGAUCAUGAUGGUGAAACUUUCAUGAUCAAGCUGCUCGAUAUGUGCAGUCCACCAGAAAGUCAGCCUGACGGCUUGGAGGAAAUCUCCACGGUGCAACUUGAACCUCAGAGGUCUGACUCUGAAGGAAACCCAGGUCCACCCCAGCCGUCUGACACAACAGAGUCAGUGAAUGUCAACACACCAGAAAAUAAAGCAACGCUAGAUGGUAAAAAGCCACCGGAUAUGUUCCAUGAAAUACUCCAUUCAAAACAGACACUGAUGGACUUAUCCACAGAUUUGACAAAGAUGCUGAAGGGAAUGAGUAAUCAGCGAGUUCCUAGUGUUUCUCGUGUUCGUAAUCUGCUCCGUGUGGAGUACUCAAAGAACGAUGAGGCAUGCAGGGAAGUGAGAACAAUGAAGACCCUGAUGGAUCUCAGUAAUUCUGUUUGCCAAGUGAGAAUCAACGACAGAGCAGAGGGAAGUGGCUUCCUCCUCUUCGACAAGUUUGUCCUCACAAAUGGCCAUGUAGCUAACUCAUUUUAUAAUGAGAACACGCAGCAGCUUUCUCAGGGAGUCACUGUCCAUUUCUCCUUUGAAAGUCUUGCUGAGAUGGCUCCAGGAGCAGCAGUAGAAGAGGUUGUUGGAUUUGAAUACUGUAAGUCGGGGCAGAUGCGUGACUGGGCUUUGAUGAGGAUUCGUACUGAUCAAAACUUGCCCGACGGUCUGUUGACACGUUUGGGAGAUCUUCCCAAACGUGGUGGAAUUUGCAUCAUUGGGCAUCCUGAUGGAGGAGUGAAAAUGAUAGAUCCAUGCUUCAUUAUCCCAAAUGAAAACCACCAACAGGUUGUCGAGAAGCAUGAACGUAAAAAUCCACAAGGCGUUUGGCCGCUCAAUCGUGACUAUAAAAACGGAGAGAACAUUCAGUUAAUUACCUCCCUUUUCUUCAAGGAUGUGAAAAAUGAUAAAACGUACAGUCAGGCUCUGCAUUACGAUACUUGUUUUUAUUUUGGCUCCUCUGGCUCUCCUGUCUUUGAUAUGGACUGCAACGUUGUUGCAAUGCAUAGGGGCGGGUAUACGUACCGCAAUGCAAAGAAUGAAAUGCACAGCGUCGUAGAGUACGGCUGUCCUCUGUACGCAGUUAUUGAUCACAUCAUUGUCCACAUGGUGGAAAAAGGAAAGGCUGAUGUGUUGAAGGGAUUGCUGGCUUGCAGUGAUGAACGACAUCGACCACAGAUGAUUGCAUAUUUGAAGCAGCUGGUUGGGAGUAAGGGGAAUUGGAACGAGUUCUCUGAAUUAUUCUCACAGGAAGAAGUUUCUGUCCCAAUGGACGAGGAUUGAGCAGAUCCUGCUGACAAAAAGCAGAGCGAGCGUCUUCAGAAGUGAACAUGAACAGGCUUUCAUGUCUGUUAUCACUGACAAUCAUUCAACAUAAUCAUUUUUAGUAAAAUCUUUAUUUCAAAAUACGUAUUUAAAUUGUCGUUCUGUUCUGAAAUCUAUCUGAAUAAAUAAUAUUCAUGAAUGUGCUUGUUCACCAUUGGCCUGUUAGAUUUCAAUGUCUCAACAUUGGCCAAUAUUAUCUUACAUAUGUUGUUUGUUUGUUUUUACGUCAUCACACACGUAGCAUUAAGUUGCAGUACAGAAAUGCCAAAGAUACAGUAUGGUGACUAACUGUAAACUGUGGAUUAUUAAAUGUUUUGGACAAUAUUCUUAUCAGAAAUGUUUUUAAAAAAUGUUUGAUUUAUUUCAUAUACAAUAAAGUGAUUACCUUCA
Pungitius pungitius (ninespine stickleback) is the source of this 2674-nucleotide messenger RNA. Its product is annotated as serine protease FAM111A-like. The record is from RefSeq and is a predicted model, not a curated record. Bases 215 to 2242 code for a protein of 675 amino acids. Gene Ontology annotation, cellular component: chromatin; nucleus. Gene Ontology annotation, biological process: DNA replication. The transcript has 5 exons. NCBI's taxonomy places the organism in Eukaryota, Metazoa, Chordata, Actinopteri, Perciformes, Gasterosteidae.